This is a messenger RNA of Tigriopus californicus, 3596 nucleotides long. Its product is annotated as zinc finger protein GLI2-like. Gene Ontology annotation, biological process: regulation of transcription by RNA polymerase II. The record is from RefSeq and is a predicted model, not a curated record. NCBI's taxonomy places the organism in Eukaryota, Metazoa, Arthropoda, Copepoda, Harpacticoida, Harpacticidae. Gene Ontology annotation, cellular component: nucleus. Gene Ontology annotation, molecular function: DNA-binding transcription factor activity, RNA polymerase II-specific; RNA polymerase II cis-regulatory region sequence-specific DNA binding.
CCGAUAUUUCUUUCUCGUUUUCCAGCUUCACGAGCCAGUUUGAACCGUGCCAACCGGAAACGGGCACUCUCAGCAUCCCCUUACUCCGAAAUUGAUCUCAGUACAUUGAUUCGAUAUUCACCCUCAGCCUCAUUGCAAUUGCUCAAUGCUGCGGCCAGUGGGGCAGCAGCUGCGGCUGCGGCUGCGGGCGGAAGCCCCGUGCAAUAAGUCCCGCUUUGGGACUGCCUAGCUCUGCGGCGGCCGCUAUUCAUCUCCAGCAGCUGCAGGCCCACCUCAUCCGAAGUGCGAGUAGUUCUCCAUUCCUGUCACCACAAAAUUCCCUCCAGAACUCGCUUCUUCACUCGACAACCUUGAACCCGGCGGUGUCAUCGGCUGCCGGGACCUUGCCCCCACCUCCCUAUUUCCCAUUUUUCGGCAACGGGCCCCCAGGAGCCACAACCCUGACGACAAAUUCCUCCGAGAAGGGUGAUAAAGAUAAGGGCAGUGGCAAUACCCAACUAGAACCCUCAUCCAAUGUCGUAUCGAGCACAAUGGAAGAUGAGGACAGCAAAGACUCGUCGCCCAAAGCUGCUAUUAAGCGUGAAUACGGGUCCAUCUCAUCGACUGACUACAGCUCAAGCCACAAAGAAGCCGCUUUAGCUGGAGCCGUGGCUGGCAUGAGAAAUGUGGCUUUGGAUCACGCUUCUUCCGGCCUUUAUUCGCCGGGAUCAAAGUCAGGCGAAAAAUCCGACGACUUGGGUGGAGUCAAUAUCAAGGAAGAGCCCGACUUCUUUGAAACCCAUUGCCAUUGGGUCGGGUGUGAUCGAGAAUUUGGCACACAGGAUGCCCUAGUUAAGCAUCUCAACAAUGACCAUAUUGCCGCCAAUAAGAAGUCCUUUGUGUGCUUCUGGAAAGACUGCUCACGCGAGGAAAAACCUUUCAAAGCUCAAUACAUGCUGGUUGUCCACAUGCGACGACACACAGGAGAAAAACCUCACAAAUGCACCUUUGAGAAUUGUAGCAAGGCUUACUCGCGCCUGGAGAACCUGAAAACCCAUCUAAGAUCUCAUACUGGAGAGAAACCAUACACAUGUGAAUUCCCUGGUUGUACAAAGGCAUUCUCUAAUGCAUCGGAUCGGGCCAAACAUCAAAACAGAACCCAUUCCAAUGAGAAGCCGUAUGCUUGCAAAGCACCUGGAUGUACAAAGCGUUACACAGAUCCCUCGUCUCUGAGGAAACACGUGAAGACCGUGCAUGGAGCGGAUUUCUACGCCUCCAAACGUCACAAGGGUAAUCAUUAUGACGACAGGUCCAAUAAUGGUCAUGACGAUGCCUCCUCGCUGUGCCAACCCAACACGCCCAAGACGCCGCAUAGUGUGUCCACCAUCAAAUCCGAGAUUGAUAACUCCCCUGCUGGCACGAGCUCCAGUGGCGCACCAUUCUCACCCAUGGAUGGAACUGGAGCCUCCAACAGUGCUGGUAGUGGUAACCAAGCCUCUGCAGCCCUGAAUCAUCAGUUUAUGGGAAUGGAGAGAGUCCAACCAUUGAGUGACAAUAAUAUAAGUACCACCAAUGACUGCCUGACCUUCUGCGACCUGGACGAACCAGAGGAUCUGAAUAUGGCAGUGGCCGCCGCAAUUGGCGUUGGAGCUGACGAUUCGAGCCUCGGUGGAAGUUCGGCCGGUAACAGUGCUAUUGGCUUGGCCAAUCGUCUCAACAACAAACUCAAGUUGGCCCGGAACUCUUCAGUCAAUGCUCUUGGAGAGAUCAAUCGAAGCAUUGAAAAAAUGUCGAUCACGGGUUGCAACUCAGGCGGAGGCAAUUCCAGCUGUGUGGGUGGUACUAGCAAUAUGACGUCAAACAACAAGGUGCUAUCGUCCCACACCAACUUGACAAAUUACUCCAAACAAGGAUCGGUAAGGCGAGACAGUGGCUGGACUAGCAGCACCGAGGGCUAUGGAAGCAUGAGGUCCUCUGAUCAAUCGAUGAUGAGUCGUCGCUGCAGUGAAGUGUCUGGCAUGUCCCAAGGGUCAAACUUCUCCACCCAAGCCAUGAGGCACUCGCCGUGGGAUCCCAAUGGAUCCGUCUGCAGCUCCAGGAGAUCCAGUGCGACGGGUCAUGAUGGCAAUGCUGGAUUGGCCCAUCGCCUCACUCGGCUUCAUCAGAAAGCGGAGGCCAUCCAGAGUCCCGUGCCGGGAGCUCAUGGGAUGAUGUCCAUUGAUGGGCGCCAAUCCGUCAUGUCGGACUGUAGUCUUCCACCCAAUGGGAUGCCUGUGAAUCAUCAAGUGGACCCCAACAGUGGAUCUAUUCGAAGAGCUUCAGAUCCUGUCAGGACCUUGGAUCGAAACUUUGGGGUCGGUGGACAGCUCUCACGUCACCGUAGCUACACACAAUUGAAUCAAAGCCAACAGCAGCGGGUGCCUCUUCAUGGGCACCAAGUGCGCACCACUGUGAAUCAAGGAGGCCAAGGAUUCCACCCAUCCAUGCAACAGGGAAUGAAUCAGCAGGCUGGAGUUGGGGUACCUCUGGCAGCUCAACCACCACUACCACCAUCAUCACAUGGACUUGUUGGAGGUAGCGGCGCUCAAAAUCUUACACCAAUUGGCGGCAAUUUCCCUGGUCAACAACAGCAACAAGCUUCUAGCUUGGUGGCAGGUCAAAAUGGCAACAACCAUUUCCAAUCGUUUUCCAACUCAGCCCCAAGUGGCAUGCAACAAGCUUCAUCAAGUGGUCUUGUUGCUGCUGGAGGUGGUGGUGCUAGUAGUGGUGCUAGUGGUGGUACUCCAGGUUGUGAGCAAGCACCACCACCCAAUUACCCAGGCACUCAGGCCACAGGAGGAGUCGCGGCUUCUCGCCCCAUUGGAGGAGCCACGGUUGGUCCUGGAGGAGCCUCUUCAGCGUCUUCCAACGUCGCCGCUGGAGUAAACAACGGAAUGUGGCCAUUACAAAACGGAGCAUCAACAACUUUAUACGGGAAUAGGGCAGGCCAUAACGGGUUUAACAAUACCUUCCAGCAGCCAGCGGCACCACCGCCACUUCAACAGCAUCAUUGCUACAAUAAUGUUCAACAGAGUUACCAGCAACAACAACUUCAUCAUCCACAGCAACAACAACAACAACUACAACAACAACAAUGGCUUCAAGCUCAUCAACAAGGCUGGAAUGGGUCUUGGCAGAAUAAUUUGCAAAAUAUCAAGAUGGCUGAUCCGUACCAACGGACUGUUGAUUAUGUUCAACAGUGCCAAAGUUGGAACGGUGGCAACGGCCAAUAGUGAAGCUGUCCAAGAUUUCCCUGAAGUCCAAGGCUGACUUGAAAUGCAAUGCCCUUGGCGUCAAUAUCUUUCCUAGCACCAACCCAUUCUGUGAUCUACAGGGGAUCUUUACCUGACAUUGAAAAAUGUUCGUGAUAAAGACGAUCUCAUCCUGCCAUGGUUCUCUUUUUGGCUUACUCAAAAGCCAGUCUCGUUUAGUUGUUACCUUUGUUAUGAAGCAAAGCGCUCAGUAUUAUUACAAAUGCCUUAAUAUGACUUGACUGUCUACUCAUCGACAGUUCAGAUUGACUUGAUCUUACACCAAAAUAUAUUGUGCCUUAGAAACAAAACUUGCCGCCUCCUCUU